This is a messenger RNA of Mercenaria mercenaria, 828 nucleotides long. RefSeq lists its product as uncharacterized. Lineage: Eukaryota; Metazoa; Mollusca; Bivalvia; Venerida; Veneridae. The record is from RefSeq and is a predicted model, not a curated record. The coding region runs from base 223 to 828 and encodes 201 amino acids. The transcript is spliced from 3 exons.
UAGAUUUUGUUUAAAUAAAAUAACACAUUUGAAAAAUAAUAACCUGUUUUUUCAUCAUACUUUCAAGUCAAUAAAUAUUCAAAUUAAGGCCGCCGCUUUUUAUAUUCAGUGUGAUGUCAAUUUUGCUGAAAAAGCCGUUAUGUAAUAAAUGUACACUGAAAAUGGAACAGAAUCAAUAGCUGGACAUUCAAUCUUUUUUCUAAGAUCUUCAGUCUGCAAAAAAUGUUUGUCAAGGAAACAAAAUGUUUAAUUCGAUGGAAAAAGCAAAGAAUAUUUCUUAGGUCAUUAUCAGCUCUGCCAAAGAAACAUUUGCCAGACAGUGUUUGUACUCAAAGUUACAUAUCCAGCAAGGAUGAGAAAUUGAUACUUGCUCUGAAGAAGGUCAGCACACCAGAGGCUGCCUUUGAACUAAACGAAAAACAAAUGAAAGUUGAAAAACAAGUUAACAGGCUUAUUACAUUAUCAAAAUUUCAGGGAUUGUAUAAACCAGGGAUCCAGUCAGCAUUGAAAAACAAAAUGAAGUUGAAUGAAAUUAAGUGUACAUUUACAUUUAUUCUGAGAAAUUCUGUGGUACAUAAUCCAUUAUCUGUGAUAUUUAGGGGAUUUUCAAAGCAGGCUGCUACUGUUUCGUCUAGUCGUCAUUACUCUCAGCAGUCUGAUUCUGGUGCCGAUAUGUCAAGUGUCGGAACACAACAAUCAGAAGAAACUGAUAUAGAAUCAUGGGAGAUGCUUGUUGAUUAUGAUAAAUUAACGUCCACAGAGAAGAAGAUUCAUGAACGACACAGGAAUGCUGUCAAGAAGCAACAGUUUAUGUAUGUGUGUACAUGA